Messenger RNA from Pipistrellus kuhlii (Kuhl's pipistrelle), 643 nucleotides. RefSeq names its product diazepam-binding inhibitor-like 5. Gene Ontology annotation, cellular component: mitochondrion. Gene Ontology annotation, molecular function: fatty-acyl-CoA binding. Gene Ontology annotation, biological process: fatty acid metabolic process. The transcript has 2 exons. The record is from RefSeq and is a predicted model, not a curated record. The coding region runs from base 245 to 508 and encodes 87 amino acids. NCBI's taxonomy places the organism in Eukaryota, Metazoa, Chordata, Mammalia, Chiroptera, Vespertilionidae.
CCCCGCCCACCACAGUCUCCGCUCCGGCCCCGCGCGGACCGCCCCGCCGCCCUCCGCUCCUCCUGCGCACGCGCGCUCCUCCCCCUUCAGCCCGCGGCGUCCGGGCGCCAGGCGCACAGCGCCCUCUGUCGGCCCUCCAACAGACCUAAUCACCAGCCUCAAGUGUUUCUAGCUCUUCACGCUCCAGCUUCUAGGACCAGGUAUCACUUAAAAAAGCCAGAGGGGCCGCACCUCAGUUCCCCCAAUGUGCCAAGUGGAGUUUGAGCUGGCCUGCGCCGCUGUGAAGCAGCUGAAGGGGCCUGUGAGCGAGCAGGAGAAACUGGUGGUGUACAGCUUCUACAAACAGGCCACCCAGGGCGACUGCAACAUCCCCGCCCCGCCUGACACGGAUGUGAAAGCCAAAGCCAAGUGGGAGGCGUGGAAUGAGAAAAGGGGGACGUCCAAGAUGGACGCCAUGAGGAUCUACGUUGCUAAAAUCGAAGAACUGAAGAAAAAGGAAACGGGUUAAGGAGCACAGAGUCAAACAAUGAAAUAGCAGGGCUCCUCUGGGAGGGAAAUGGCUUCUUAAAAGAUCUUGAUGGCUAAAAUGUCCUGCAACCAUAGCUACCGUAGCUGAGACAUCAAUAAAUCUCUUGAACUGCAA